UUUCCUCGUUUCCCCGUAAGUAAAACAAAAACCCCUAUUUAUUAAUAGGCGAAGAAGAGAGAAGAGUCUCUGCAGCAGCUCCUCCCGUUGCGGCGUUGGUGAGAUUCCCCAGCGAAAAAUGAGAACAGCUGAAUUUGCUGUUCUUCGGUCCUUCAAAGAUGUCUUCUUAUCAUCCAGAUUUCGGCAACCCCAUUUGCUCAGAACCCUUUCUACAAACGCACUGAAAACAGAUGCUUCCUCAGGUGAAAAAGAGGAUGAUACACCUCCGCCGAGGCAUGAAUCAGAGGAUGAUUUUCAGCAGAGAAUUUUUGGUGGAAGUAAUGAAGGAACUUCAAAAACGGAAGCUUUUUUUGAAAAGCUCAAUAGAAUCGGGAAAGGUCGCGAUAGCUUUGGCUCAUACAUGACUGGAGGAUCAAGAGGAGGAAAUGCUUCCAGUAUGUUGGAUGGACUGAACGAAAGUUUUGACACGUUACAGGAUGGGCUGGACGGCAAGUUAGAGAAAGCAGCCACAUAUUUUGAAUUUGAUCGCGAAGAAGUAUUGCAGGAUGAUUACUCUUUCAGACCGGAUACGAAUUUUAAGCAGGGAAUGACUUACAAUGUUAAGGAUCUUGAUCUAACAAAGCCGACAUAUCGUAAACCUGUCCAAAGGUCUGCAUUUAAAGUAACUACAGAGGAAGUUCUGAGAAAAGCUGAUUUCAGGAACGUACGUUUUCUAGCAAACUUCUUAACGGAGGCUGGAAUUAUCAAGAAAAGGAACCAGACUCGCAUCAGUGCCAAGGCCCAGAGAAAGGUUGCUAGGGAGAUCAAAACUGCCAGGGCCUUCGGUCUAAUGCCUUUCACGACGAUGGGGACAAAAUCAUUUAUCUUCGGAAAAACUAUGGGGGAUACCCAAGAAGAUUAUGAAUUCGAGAGUUUUGUUGGCGGCGGUGAUGUGAUUAAUGAUGUGGAGGACUGAGGUACACCUUAAAAAUGCCUUAAAGCAGCUGCUUCUCUGAGAGUUGGGGGGUUGUAAUUUCUUUUGAUGGUGAACAGAAAGCUUCUUUACUGGGAACACUGAAGUUCUCAUCUACUUUGGAAGUAUUUCAUCCUUUUAACCUCUUUUGACAAAUUUUUGCCUGGAUUGCAAGCCUUUAACAUGUGGCAGUAGUCUUGUUUUGCUAAUAGUUUGUUUGUUUGUUUUUAUUAUUAUUUUUCCAUUAAUGAAGAUAAUGGAAUUAGAUGUGAAAGAGAGGCCUUUUAUACCAUGUAAUUUUUUGCAGUGAUCAUGGGAGAAAAUCAUGAAUAAAUUAGGUACCUUUGAUCUUAGUACUACACAAUUUUGUAAUGGUGCCUUUUAGUUUAUCGGAUUAGGUCUUUAAACAUCGA
This is a messenger RNA of Morus notabilis, 1365 nucleotides long. RefSeq lists its product as uncharacterized. NCBI's taxonomy places the organism in Eukaryota, Viridiplantae, Streptophyta, Magnoliopsida, Rosales, Moraceae. Bases 119 to 955 code for a protein of 278 amino acids. Gene Ontology annotation, molecular function: structural constituent of ribosome; small ribosomal subunit rRNA binding. Gene Ontology annotation, cellular component: ribosome; mitochondrial small ribosomal subunit. The transcript has 6 exons. The record is from RefSeq and is a predicted model, not a curated record. Gene Ontology annotation, biological process: translation.